UCUGCACUUCCUCGUCGCUCUCGUGUUUUGCUGCAACACCUCGCCAAAAGCCAAGGGAGAGGAAGCAAAGCAGAGCAUGUUCUCUCUCUUCUUCCUCCUCUCUCUCCCUCUCCUCUCUGCUUCCACUUCCACUCCAUAUCCAUACGGCAAUGUCUCCUACCACAUAGACUGCGGCGGCCACACCCUCGCGGUCGACUCCUUCAACACCACGUGGCUCCCCGACCGCUUCUUCACCGGCGGGGCCGCCGCCGUCGUCUCGGAGCCCCUCCACUUCCGGCAGCCCCAGGAGAAGACCCUCCGCUACUUCCCCCUCUCCUCCGGCAAGAAGAACUGCUACGUCGUCCCCGAUUUGCCCCCCGGCCGCUACUACGUCCGCACCUUCAUCGUCUACGACAACUACGACGGCAAGUCCCACUCCCCGAGCUUUGACGCCUCCGUCGAAGGCACCCUCGUCUUCAGCUGGCGCUCCCCCUGGCCCUCCGCCAUCGCUCGCGACGGUGACUCGAUCAUUCGCCCCUUCGCAAUAUCUUAA
Rhodamnia argentea is the source of this 532-nucleotide messenger RNA. RefSeq names its product receptor-like protein 4. The transcript has 3 exons. The record is from RefSeq and is a predicted model, not a curated record. Lineage: Eukaryota; Viridiplantae; Streptophyta; Magnoliopsida; Myrtales; Myrtaceae. Bases 77 to 532 code for a protein of 151 amino acids.